AUCACUUUCGCCCCUCUAGUUUAUGACUUUAUAGUCUCUGGUAAUUCCGGCGACCUUUGCUUCAAUCCAUUUCCAUGGCCUCCAAAUCUCUCGCUCACAGCCUUCGUAAUUUCUCAACCGUCUCUUCCUUUUGCAACGCUUCAACAAUUUCCCGGACCACGUAUACAACAAUCUCUACAUUUCGCCCAAAAGUACACCGCUCGAUUUCGGUCGCCUCUCGUCCUGUAUCGGUCACCGCCGGCAGUCUCACUUGGGACGACGUUGUCCAUGUUUCUUUACCAGAAAGCUUUCAGGAUGAUCCUGCGGAUUUGACGGGCUAUUUCGAGAAGGUCAAGCUCUGCAAUCGCGGAUCAGAUACGCAAUCCGAAUUUUUUCCGUUUGUCAUCGAUGGUCAAAUUGUAGGCUACAUGCACCACGGUUUCGUUAAACACCUGCAGCAGUAUCCGAAGGUGUUUACCCGAGACGAUUCUGUUAAAUUUGGGGCUUUCUUAACCUUGCAUGAAUCCUUGAAGACACCUGAAGAUAGGACGCGUGCAGUUGGAGAUGUAGUUAAAUGCUUGGGUGAAGAAGUCAUUCCAGGUACACGGAAUGAGCUUUUCCCUGUUACUUCGUCAUUUGGUGCGCUGAGCUUUUUUUCACUCGAACGUGCUGCAGCCCCUUAUUUUGGAAUAAAGGUUUAUGGCGUUCAUAUGAAUGGUUAUGUUGAGAAGGAGGGAAAGAAGUUUUUGUGGGUUGCUAAAAGAAGCCAAACGAAGCCAACUUUUCCUGGAAUGUUGGAUCAUUUAGUAGCUGGAGGGCUGCCACAGGGCAUCCCUUGUGGGGAGAAUCUGAUGAAAGAAUGCCAGGAGGAAGCAGGCAUACCGAGAUCAAUAUCAAAAGAGGCCAUACCAGUUGGUGCCAUUUCAUACACAGACAUCAAAGGUUAUGGUUACAAGAGAGAUGUUCAAUUCUGUUACGAUUUAAAGCUUCCUGAAAGCUUUGUACCGGAGAAUCAAGAUGGAGAGGUUGAAGGAUUCAUGUUGUUGCCUGUGACAAAUGUUGCAAAUGUGAUCCGGAGGACACAGUUCUUCAAGCCUAAUUGUUCUCUUGUUAUUAUCGAUUUCCUGUUUCGACAUGGAGCAAUUUCUGCAAAGAGAGGAUUAAGCCAUACCCGAACGUCCUUAUUACCCUGUGCAGUCUUCAACAUGACAACACCUGAGAGUUCGAUGUCUGGAAGCUCCAAUGCCUCAACUCCGAUUACUUCUUCUGAACUUGAGGCCCAACUGAAUCCUUUCGUGCUGCACCAUUCGAUUAUUCCGACCACCAACCUAGUCUCCACACCACUCACAGGAUCAAACAAUUAUUCUUCAUGGAACAGAGCUAUGAUGCUUGCACUCUCUGGAAAGAACAAGAUGGUUCAUAACCGGUGCAAACGAGAAACCUUCAGAAGAUACAUUAAACCCGAAAGUUCGGGGUACUUGGAGCUACUGCAGAGUUUGAGAGGUGGGACAUGCUUCUGAAUAAAACAAUUUGCCGAUGCAUUUUGAUGAGAGAAAUCAGGAUGAUGCAUGGAAUGUCGACUUUUUCGAGAAUCUCUCUCUCAUCUACAUUGAACACAGUCCUGGCCAAGGGUGUUGCAACUUCAGGCCUCAUCUCUUUCAAGCAUUUUUGAAACCUACUCAGUGACUGAGGAUCGGAUUCGUCCACAACAAGACAAGGAAAGUUUGUGGACCAAUUUUCAUAGUUGGAUUCAAUAUUUGCUACAAUUUGAUCGAUGUCUGAUUUGUUGAAACCACCUUCAUAGUCUUCUGUAUUUAUAUACCUAACAACACAAUUGUCUGUGUUAGCAAUGAUCCAUCAUUAAUGAAUACUUCAAUACUCAUUCACAUGGAGUUGAGAUUUUGUUAGAAGAUUUGAUGAGUUAAAGUUAAUAUUAAUAUAAAUCAAAGAGGAAAUGACAUUGUACAA
Cucumis sativus (cucumber) is the source of this 1947-nucleotide messenger RNA. RefSeq names its product nudix hydrolase 20, chloroplastic. Gene Ontology annotation, molecular function: 8-oxo-dGDP phosphatase activity. Bases 75 to 1499 code for a protein of 474 amino acids. Lineage: Eukaryota; Viridiplantae; Streptophyta; Magnoliopsida; Cucurbitales; Cucurbitaceae. The transcript has 11 exons. The record is from RefSeq and is a predicted model, not a curated record.